GCUGGAGUGGCCCCAGUGAGAAAAAUGGCUGCGAGUACCUCUGUGGCCGUGGUGUCGGUGACGGCGGCCGCAGUGCCCGACCUGUCCACCAACGCAGAUUUCUCGGAUUUGCGGGAAAUUAAGAAGCAGCUGCUUCUUAUUGCGGGCCUUACUCGGGAGCGAGGACUGCUGCACAGUAGUAAAUGGUCUGCGGAGUUGGCCUUCUCCCUUCCGGCGUUGCCGCUGGCAGAGCUGCAGCCCCCGCCUCCUAUUACCGAGGAGGAUGCCCGGGAUAUGGAUGCUUACACUCUGGCCAAGGCCUACUUUGAUGUUAAAGAAUAUGAUCGGGCAGCACAUUUCUUGCAUGGCUGCAAUAGCAAAAAGGCCUAUUUUCUGUUUAUGUAUUCCAGAUAUCUGUCUGGAGAGAAAAAGAAGGAUGAUGAAACAGUUGAUAGCCUAGGUCCCCUGGAGAAAGGACAAGUAAAAAAUGAAGCUCUUAGAGAAUUGAGAGUGGAGCUCAGCAAAAAACAUCAAGCUCGGGAACUUGAUGGGUUUGGCCUUUAUCUGUAUGGUGUGGUGCUUCGAAAACUGGACUUGGUGAAAGAGGCCAUUGAUGUUUUUGUGGAGGCUACUCAUGUUUUGCCUUUGCAUUGGGGAGCCUGGUUAGAACUCUGUAACCUGAUUACAGACAAAGAGAUGCUGAAGUUCCUGUCUUUGCCAGACACCUGGAUGAAAGAGUUUUUUCUGGCUCAUAUAUACACAGAGUUGCAGUUGAUAGAGGAGGCCCUGCAGAAGUAUCAGAAUCUCAUUGAUGUUGGCUUCUCUAAAAGCUCUUAUAUUGUUUCUCAAAUUGCAGUUGCCUAUCACAAUAUCAGAGAUAUUGAUAAAGCUCUCUCCAUUUUUAAUGAGCUAAGGAAACAAGACCCUUACAGGAUUGAAAAUAUGGACACAUUCUCCAACCUUCUUUAUGUUAGGAGCAUGAAAUCUGAAUUGAGUUACCUGGCUCAUAACCUCUGUGAAAUUGACAAAUACCGUGUGGAAACAUGCUGUGUAAUUGGCAAUUAUUAUAGUUUACGUUCUCAGCAUGAGAAAGCAGCCUUAUAUUUCCAGAGAGCCCUGAAGUUGAAUCCUCGGUAUCUUGGGGCCUGGACACUGAUGGGGCAUGAAUACAUGGAAAUGAAAAAUACCUCUGCUGCUAUCCAGGCUUAUCGACAUGCCAUUGAAGUCAAUAAGAGAGACUACAGAGCUUGGUAUGGCCUUGGGCAGACCUACGAAAUCCUUAAGAUGCCAUUUUAUUGCCUUUAUUAUUAUAGACGGGCUCACCAGCUUCGGCCAAAUGAUUCUCGUAUGUUGGUUGCCUUAGGAGAAUGUUACGAGAAACUCAAUCAACUAGUGGAAGCCAAAAAGUGUUAUUGGAGAGCUUAUGCUGUAGGAGAUGUGGAGAAAAUGGCUCUUGUAAAACUGGCAAAGCUUCAUGAACAGUUGACUGAGUCAGAACAGGCUGCCCAGUGUUACAUCAAAUAUAUCCAAGAUAUCUAUUCCUGUGGGGAAAUAGUGGAGCACUUGGAGGAAAGCACUGCGUUUCGCUAUCUGGCUCAGUACUAUUUUAAGUGCAAGCUGUGGGAUGAAGCUUCAACUUGUGCCCAGAAGUGUUGUGCAUUCAAUGACACCCGAGAAGAAGGUAAAGCCUUGCUCCGACAAAUCCUACAGCUGCGGAACCAAGGCGAGACUCCCACAACUGAGAUGCCUGCUCCCUUCUUCCUCCCUGCAUCACUGUCUGCUAACAACACUCCCACACGAAGAGUUUCUCCACUCAACUUGUCAUCAGUCACACCGUAGUUGCGACUUUUAAGUCAGCACAUUGCUAGACCCCAUAGUAAGCCUUACCUCUACAUAAAGAAUGGCCAGGUCUCCCAAGGACUUCAGCUCUUCUCAUUUCUACAGAUGAAAACAGCCUUGAGGACAGAGGCAGACACAAGUACUGGCAGGAACAGAUACUUGUCUUUUGCUAGUUAGAAGCACUUCUAUCUCCCUUUUCUUCAAAGAAUGGCUGUAGUUCUUGACCUUCUUCCCAGAAUCCCCCUUCCCCACCCCCAAGCAAACACAUCCCUUAUACAGCACUUUAGCACAGGCAGUGUUACAGGAACAAGGUUUUAAUGCUUUGGGAGUGGGAUAGACAAGGGGAGAAAAAUCUGCCACUAUCCCCUAUUCUGGCAAUAGGCAGCAUCAGGACACUGGACAGAAAGAGCCUUUUAUUUUGGGUUUUUUUUUGAGUUGCAGUUUCACUGUACAGCCUAAACCAGCCUCAAACUCUCAGUUCUCUGGCCUCAGCCUCCCUAGUGCUGGAAUUACAGGCAUGUACUACCAUGCCCUACUAGAAAUGAAGUCAUGAAGUUGUUGAGUAAAACCCCCAUUCUGAUGUCAGAGAUUAGGUUUAAAUGGAGUAGAGCUACAUGUGUUCUUUGGAGACAUUCUUCAAAACAGUUUUGAAAAGGAGUCUUCUAAAAGCUUUCAAAUUGGAAGCAACUUAGGGUUAAAUAGAAGAGAAAAAGAAUUUCUGUGAGCAUGAAUUAUUGAUGCCCUUUCCUGAGGACAAAGAUGUCUAUAGCAUUAGCUAUAGCCCUAUCAAAGCAAAGAGACAAUUACAGAUUUCAUGGACAUUUGAAAAUAACUUUUGACUACAGAUAAGAAUAAACUUACUUUGUGCUGGUCUGUUUUUCCCUCUAUCGCCAAAAGAAUACAUUUUUUUCAACCUCAUCUGUAUAGACAUGGUAUUCUUAUGGUGCUCACAGAGGGUUUCAGGCUGGUGCAUAUGUGUUCAGUAGCAGAUAAUAUGCUUUGAUUACGUUUGCUGUGAUGAAUUUGUACAGUAUAUGCUAUGGAUCAUUCUUAACUUAGGAUCCAGCCUUCUCGUUUCUAGGACAUUUUUACUCAUCUCCUAAUGUAUGAUGCUUCAUUUUAUAUUAAAAAAAGUUUAGAAUAUCUAAAGCCACUUGAAUUCAUUUCUUCCUAAGUCUUUUUAGGCUAGAUGAACACUAGUUCUGGUUUCUUUUGCUAUUCCUGUGCAGAGUUCACAUGGACCAGAAUGUUUGAGUCUUAUUUUUCUGCCCUUUUUAUAAUUUGUCUUCAUGACUGCUAAAUUUGGAAUUCAAAUAAAAA
Messenger RNA from Castor canadensis (American beaver), 3138 nucleotides. It is a transcript of the gene Cdc23, whose product is annotated as cell division cycle 23. Lineage: Eukaryota; Metazoa; Chordata; Mammalia; Rodentia; Castoridae. Gene Ontology annotation, biological process: positive regulation of mitotic metaphase/anaphase transition; cell division; protein ubiquitination. Gene Ontology annotation, molecular function: protein binding. The record is from RefSeq and is a predicted model, not a curated record. Gene Ontology annotation, cellular component: anaphase-promoting complex.